Bipolaris zeicola 26-R-13 is the source of this 225-nucleotide messenger RNA. RefSeq lists its product as uncharacterized. The record is from RefSeq and is a predicted model, not a curated record. Bases 1 to 225 code for a protein of 74 amino acids. Lineage: Eukaryota; Fungi; Ascomycota; Dothideomycetes; Pleosporales; Pleosporaceae. The transcript has 2 exons.
AUGCCAUCAGCAACUCAAGCACGUAUCAUGUGGCGCACCCUCUCCCGCGGCAUGGUCGAACCCCACCCUUUUGCCCGCAACCCCAUAACCAUGGCACCGCAUGCCUGGCGCGCCGGCGACUUGGGACAGAGAUUCGUCAAGACGAGUGCUGUCUACUUCCCUUUCUACGCCAUAAUCCUCGGAUGGCCUGCCGCAGCUGCGUGGUGGUUCAACGGUAGCAUGUGA